GAGGAGGCGACUGAAGCAGCACUUUCCAAGAAAUCCGGAUAGAACGACAAGACGUGUCUACACUGCAGCAGAAAAGGACAUCCUAAAUCCACCUGGCCUGCUCUGGGAUUAUUGGUUUGAUAUCGUCUUCAGAAAGUGGAUUACAACUUCUAACGGGCUGUGCUCCCUGAUCAAACGGCAGUAUGAACCUGAGGCUGGGCUGUCUGUGUCGGCCGGUUUGCUGGCCCUUUGGCAGCCUAUUGGACUCCAGACACUGUGUCUUUGCCGUCACACUCCUCACACUCCUCAUGCAGGUAGUGGUGGAGGCCAACUCAUGGUGGUCUCUGGCUAUGAACCCUUUACUGAUCCCAGAGGCCUACAUCAUCGGUGCCCAGCCUCUGUGCAGCCAGCUGGUGGGCCUGUCACAGGGCCAGAAGAAGCUGUGCCAGCUUUACCAGGACCACAUGCAGUACAUCGGUGAAGGUGCCAAAACAGGCAUCAGAGAGUGCCAGUACCAGUUCAGACAUCGGCGCUGGAACUGCAGCACGGUGGACAACUCAUCUGUUUUUGGACGGGUCAUGCAAAUAGGCAGCCGAGAAACGGCAUUCACCUAUGCAAUUAGCGCGGCGGGGGUGGUGAACGCGGUGAGUCGCGCCUGCAGAGAGGGUGAGCUCUCCAGCUGUGGGUGCAGCCGUGCUGCUCGCCCCAAAGACUUACCGCGAGACUGGCUGUGGGGCGGCUGCGGAGACAACCUCAACUACGGCUACAGAUUCUCUAAGGAGUUUGUGGAUGCACGUGAGAGGGAGAAGAGCUACCCUAAAGGCUCAUAUGAGAGCGCCCGGCUGAUGAUGAAUAUUCACAAUAACGAGGCUGGAAGAAGGACGGUGUCAGACCUUGCCAACGUGUCCUGCAAGUGCCACGGGGUAUCAGGCUCCUGCAGUCUGAAGACUUGCUGGCUGCAGCUAGCUGACUUUCGCAAGGUGGGCGAUGCACUGAAGGAGAAGUAUGACAGCUCUGCUUCCAUGAAGCUCAACUCGCGCGGAAAGCUGGUGCAGAAGUACACCAAUUUCAAUGCUCCCACAAGCCACGACCUGGUGUACAUCGAGUCCAGUCCGGACUACUGCCUGAAGAACCAAAGCACAGGCUCCUUGGGCACGGUGGGGCGCCUUUGCAACAAGACCUCGGAAGGCAUGGAUGGGUGUGAGCUGAUGUGCUGCGGCCGCGGUUACGACCAGUACAAGGCCCAGAUAGUGGAGCGCUGCCACUGCAAGUUCCACUGGUGCUGCUACGUCAAGUGCAAGCGCUGCACCAAGAUCGUAGACCAAUUCGUCUGCAAGUGAGAAGAAGAGUGUUGCCUGGGUGUUUGCUUGCAGACGAUGGGCAAACAUCUGUCUGUAUACGUGAGCAAAGGAGUUUGAACACAGAGAAAGAAUGGAAGAAAAAAAACUAUAUAAAUUAUAUUUAUAGAGUUAAACAAUUAUGCCAUUGCAAAAAGACUUUUUUCCAAAAAUCGUAUGUCUUCAGAAACUGAGAGUAUCGUGAAAUAUUUAUUUUGAGAUUAUGUUUUAUUUUGGCCCAGUCAUCACCAGUCGAUUUUAACCCAUUCAAGUGCCUAAAACUGGCUGGAAAUCUCCCCUCACGUGACCCCCACCUUUUUUUUUUCAUAUCAGAGAAUACAGUUCUUCUUGUCAGAUGGGUCACACUGAUUGUGAAAUUGGAUUGUGCUUCCAAUUUCCUAAGAAGAGUAGUGUUUUGAUAUCUGUGGCAUAGUUGACUAAGGGGUCCUGGUUUGUUGUUUGAGAAUGACUGUGUUGAGAGGACAAUGUGUGCUAUAGUGUAUGGAUGUGAUUUCAUGGGCCCAGUCCCAAACCAGCCUUCACAUCCUAACUAGUCUACUCGUCUCCUCUCACCACAUGUAGAGUAAGGAACACUGUUGGUUUGUACGAGUCCUUGGAGUACAAUAAGAUGGCUGUUUUGGGGAUUGGGCUAUUUAUUAAGCUCUCCCAGAAGCCUUAGAGUUCCCCAGGUGCUGCAACAACCCCUCCACCAUUAUGCACUUUGAUACAGAGGCUUAAACCUGUCUGUGCGUGUCUGUUCAGCUGUUUUUUUUUUUUUGUUUUUUUUUUACAGUGCAUCAGCAAAUAUAUCAAUAUUAUAGCCUACAUUCUUUUCCAUAUUAAUUCAGAUUAUCCAUUUAACAUUAUUCUACAAUACUUAAUAUGGUUUGAAUAUAUAUGGGCAAUGUUGUGGUUACAGUGGUGAAAUAUCCCAUGCUAUGAGUAUAUAGUAUGUCUAUCCAACCAAUCAGUAAACUGUAUUUAUUUUCUUUUACCAGAUUCUCCUCUGAGCUUUAAACAGAAAAGCAUCAUCUCCAUCAUAGAUCAACAGUCGAGAAAUAAAUCAAUAGUGGAACAUCCUCAAGUCACUGCUUAUAGUCGCUUUUUAAAAUUGUGUUCUCACUAAUGUGGCUCCUCACUGUUUUUGUAAAGGGAAAUGCACCUUAUUGAUUCAACACACAAAUGAUUUCUUCUCACUCAUGUUCAGCUUUACUGUUAACACGCAAAUAAAUACACUUGUAUAUCACAGAUGACGUUCAGAUUUUUAUCAUCACUACAGAUUUCCUGUACCACUCAGUUAACCGCUAACUAUCCCUGUGAUGAUUCUCGAUAGACAAACUAUUUCUACCAAUCCAAAUAUGUAUAUUUAUAAGCUUCUCCAUGAAUUUGAGGUUUGUUAAACGUAAUGUGUUAUAGCUGAUAUUUUGUUACUUUUUACAAAUUGGCUCAAUGCUCUACUUUGUUUCAAUAAAUAUCAAAUGUAAAACC
Anarrhichthys ocellatus (wolf-eel) is the source of this 2804-nucleotide messenger RNA. It is a transcript of the gene wnt5a, whose product is annotated as wingless-type MMTV integration site family, member 5a. The transcript is spliced from 6 exons. Gene Ontology annotation, biological process: multicellular organism development; cell fate commitment; neuron differentiation. Bases 183 to 1319 code for a protein of 378 amino acids. Gene Ontology annotation, molecular function: frizzled binding; cytokine activity. The record is from RefSeq and is a predicted model, not a curated record. Gene Ontology annotation, cellular component: extracellular region. Lineage: Eukaryota; Metazoa; Chordata; Actinopteri; Perciformes; Anarhichadidae.